AUCCGCCGCUCUACGUGUGGCUACCGCUGGACUCCGCUUCCCUAGGGUGGGCGGGUGGCGGUGCGUCUAAGCUCGACGGCGUCAAAUCCCGGCAAGCGCCACACUGCUCUCGGUCCACUUCCUUGUUCGGCUCGGUUUUUCCUCGUCCCGAAAGCGCUGUCUUUUAGAGGAUUUGAAUUGCCAAUCGGCGGCCAUGGCGGCCUCGGCAGCGGCGGGGGGGAUCGGAGCCGGGGCCGAUCGGAGGGUCCAGAUACGUGGAUUUCGGGGGCUCAGGUCCUCCGGACUGAUUCCCUUCGGGAGACCGCUCCCGGCUCUGCCCAUCGGAUCCUCGUCCGGCUUUUCUUCCAUUAUAAGAGCCGUCUCCACGCCUACAAAACCAGAUACUGCGGUCAAGCGAAGCAAGGUUGAAUUGUUUAAGGAGCAAAGCAACUUUCUUAGAUUUCCUUUAAAUGAGGAAUUGCUCUCAGAAGCUCCAAACAUAAAUGAAGCUGCUACACAAUUGAUCAAGUUUCACGGAAGUUAUCAACAGACAAAUAGGGAUGAACGUGGUGUAAAGUCUUACCAGUUUAUGCUUCGUACAAAAAAUCCAUGUGGGAAAGUCCCAAAUAAGCUCUACCUGGUUAUGGAUGAUCUUGCUGAUGAGUUUGGAAUCGGUACUCUUCGCUUGACCACUAGGCAGACAUUUCAGUUGCAUGGCAUCCUGAAGAAAGACCUAAAAACUGUAAUGAGUACCAUCAUCAAGAAUAUGGGAUCAACUCUUGGUGCAUGUGGUGAUUUGAACAGAAAUGUAUUAGCUCCUGCAGCACCAUAUGCCAAAAAAGAGUAUGUCUUUGCGCAGGAGACUGCUGAAAAUAUUGCUACCCUUUUGACACCUCAGUCUGGUGCAUAUUAUGAUUUAUGGGUAGAUGGUGAAAAAGUUAUGUCAGCAGAGCCUCCAGAGGUAGUAAAAGCUCGUAAUGACAAUUCCCAUGGAACAAAUUUCCCAGACUUACCAGAGCCCAUUUAUGGCACCCAAUUCUUGCCUCGGAAGUUCAAGAUUGCAGUGACUGUACCAAAAGAUAACUCAGUUGAUAUCCUAACAAAUGACAUUGGUGUUGUACUAGUUUCUGAUGAUGAUGGAGAACCUCAAGGCUUUAACAUCUAUGUGGGAGGAGGCAUGGGAAGGACUCAUCGGGUUGAGACCACAUUCCCUCGUCUAGGGGAGCCACUGGGUUAUGUCCCAAAAGCAGACAUUUUGUUUGCUAUAAAGGCUAUUGUUGUUACUCAAAGAGAAAAUGGGAGGAGGGAUGACAGGAAAUAUAGUAGAAUGAAGUAUUUGAUUAGUGCAUGGGGAAUUGAAAAGUUCCGUAGUGUUGUUGAGCAGUAUUAUGGUAAAAAGUUUGAACCAUUCAGAGAAUUACCAGAGUGGGAAUUUAAGAGUUACCUUGGAUGGCAUGAACAGGGUAAUGGUGCUAUGUUUUGUGGACUCAGUGUUGAUAAUGGCCGUAUAGGAGGGAAAAUGAAGAAAACUUUGAGAGAAGUAAUUGAGAAGUACAAUCUGAAUGUUCGCAUUACACCUAACCAGAACUUGAUUUUGUGUGACAUCCGGUGUUCAUGGAGACGGCCCAUCUCCAUAGCUCUUGCCCAGGCUGGUCUACUGCUACCCAGAUAUAUUGAUCGUCUCAAUUUAACUGCCAUGGCCUGUCCUGCUCUUCCACUUUGCCCACUAGCAAUUACAGAAGCUGAGAGAGGGAUUCCAGAUAUUCUCAGAAGGGUUCGAGCUGUUUUUGACAAGGUUGGCCUCAAGUACAAUGAUUCAGUUGUGAUAAGGGUGACUGGUUGCCCUAAUGGCUGUGCCAGACCCUACAUGGCCGAGCUAGGACUUGUCGGAGAUGGUCCCAACAGCUACCAGAUCUGGCUUGGUGGCACACCUAAUCAGACCAGACUGGCAAAAAGCUUCAUGAAUAAGGUGAAGGUCCAAGAUUUAGAGAAGGUUCUUGAACCGCUAUUUUACAACUGGAGGAUAGAACGCCAACGGCAUGAAUCAUUUGGUGACUUCACGACUCGGAUGGGCUUUGAUACACUUCAAGAGCUGGUCGAGAAGUGGGAAGGUCCUGGGGAAUCAUCAUCAUCAAGAUUCAAUCUCAAAAUCUUCUCGGACAGGCAAACGUAUGAAGCCAUGGCGAAUCUUGCAAAGCUGCAGAACAAGAGUGCCCACCAGCUGGCCAUGGAGGUCAUCCGCAAUUAUGUUGCUGCUCAGCAGAAUGGAAAAGGUGAAUAAGCUCACCGAUGCAAACCAAUGAUCAUUUCUCUGGCUCGCUCUAGAUAGAGCCAAAUGAAGUUCAAACUGUUUUCCGCAUUUAUUUUUUAAAUGAAUUGACUCUACUGUAAAAAUGUUGGUAGAGUUAAAAGAUCUUCCAAUAUCUGAAGCUGCAACGUUUAUCUGAAUGGAACUGUAUGAGUGUCAA
Molecule: messenger RNA, 2447 nt
Organism: Musa acuminata AAA Group (dessert banana)
Lineage: Eukaryota; Viridiplantae; Streptophyta; Magnoliopsida; Zingiberales; Musaceae
Product: sulfite reductase [ferredoxin], chloroplastic
Exons: 8
Coding region: 194-2260 (688 amino acids)
Biological process (GO): sulfate assimilation
Cellular component (GO): chloroplast stroma; sulfite reductase complex (NADPH)
Molecular function (GO): sulfite reductase (ferredoxin) activity; heme binding; 4 iron, 4 sulfur cluster binding
Source: RefSeq, a predicted model, not a curated record